Acaromyces ingoldii is the source of this 1998-nucleotide messenger RNA. RefSeq names its product putative ATP-dependent RNA helicase DHH1. NCBI's taxonomy places the organism in Eukaryota, Fungi, Basidiomycota, Exobasidiomycetes, Exobasidiales, Cryptobasidiaceae. Bases 385 to 1884 code for a protein of 499 amino acids. Gene Ontology annotation, molecular function: RNA helicase activity; mRNA binding; ATP binding. Gene Ontology annotation, biological process: P-body assembly; cytoplasmic stress granule assembly. The transcript has a single exon. Gene Ontology annotation, cellular component: P-body; cytoplasmic stress granule. The record is from RefSeq and is a predicted model, not a curated record.
AACUUUGCGCGCCGGUCUCUGCGCACAGGACCUCACACCUCACCACCCGCUGUGCUAGGUCAUCUCUAAGCUCCAAGUGAUCGCCAUCACUCGCAAAUUCUGCUAUCGACAUCGUCUACCGCUCGAAAAAAAAAGCCGAGAAGGGUGACCAUUCCAAUAAUCGCUCUUCAUCCUACAAAGCUAUUCGUCGCCUGGUACCUCAACACCAUUUUUCUCCCUCUCUUUUUCGGUCUCUGUCUCCUCUGCGUGCCUCCAGCACCCAUCCAAACGCUCAUACAUUGUAGUUGAGUCGCGGUGCACAUCUCGUUCAAUUCUUCUUCGCUUCGACUUGUUGUAUUAUCGUAAAAGGGACCGGACCGCUUUUCUCUCUCUCUCAUCAGCACCAUGUCGGCUUCAGGACCAGCACCGGGACAGACAGAGGCGCAAUGGCGCCAAGAAAUCCAGCAAAGAGUCGUCCGCGACGAGCGUCCACAGACGGACGACGUUCUCAAGACAAAGGGCAAUGAUUUCGAAGACUACUUUCUUAAGCGCGAGCUCCUCAUGGGCAUCUUCGAGGCCGGUUUUGAGCGACCCAGUCCGAUCCAGGAAGAGGCAAUUCCCAUCGCGCUUACCGGCCGUGAUAUCUUGGCGCGCGCAAAGAACGGGACGGGCAAGACGGCGGCCUAUGUGAUCCCAUCAUUGGAGAGGCUCAGCACGAAGAAAACGCACAUCCAGGCUGUCCUUCUUGUCCCGACGCGAGAGUUGGCGCUGCAGACGAGUCAGGUGUGCAAGACAUUGGGCAAGCACACUGGCGUUGAGGUCAUGGUCACGACGGGAGGCACCACGCUGAGGGACGACAUCCUGCGCUUGAGCCAGACUGUCCACGUUCUCGUCGGUACGCCUGGUCGCAUCCUGGAUUUGGCCGGGAAAAACAUCGCAGAUUUGAGCCAGUGCACCACCUUCGUCAUGGAUGAAGCCGACAAGCUUCUCUCGCCGGAGUUCACGCCUGUCAUUGAGCAGCUGCUCUCCUUCCUGCCCAAAGAGCGCCAGGUGAUGCUUUUCAGUGCCACGUUCCCCCUCAUUGUCAAGGACUUCAAGGACCGACACAUGGUCAAGCCGUACGAAAUCAACCUCAUGGACGAGCUGACGCUCCGCGGUGUGACUCAAUACUACGCCUUUGUCGAAGAGAGACAAAAGGUCCACUGCCUCAACACCCUCUUCAGCCGGCUUCAAAUCAACCAAUCCAUCAUCUUCUGCAACUCGACGAAUCGCGUCGAGCUGCUGGCCAAGAAGAUCACCGAGCUGGGCUACAGCUGCUUCUACUCACAUGCAAAGAUGCUCCAGGCCCAUCGUAAUCGAGUCUUUCACGACUUCCGCAACGGCGCCUGCCGCAACCUCGUCUGCUCCGACCUCCUCACCCGCGGUAUCGACAUCCAAGCCGUCAACGUCGUCAUCAACUUUGACUUUCCCAAGAAUGCAGAAACGUACCUGCACAGGAUCGGUCGUAGCGGUCGGUUCGGCCACCUGGGUUUGGCUAUCAACCUCAUUACCUACGAGGACCGGUUCAACCUGUACCGCAUCGAGCAAGAGCUGGGCACAGAAAUCCAGCCUAUCCCGAGCACGAUCGACAAGCGCCUCUACGUGGCCCCCAGUCUCAUCACCGAAGACGAGGUCAACAAGCAGAACAACAGCGGCAAGGCCAGCGCAAACGGCGGCAGCAACAAUGGCAAUGGCAAUGGCGCACAGCAGCAGCAACAGCGACAACACCAAUCUGGCGCUCCCGUUAUUCCUCCGACGCAGGCAAAGUUCACCCAGACGACAAUUCCUCAAAGCCAAGAUUUCACGCAAAGCAUCGCUGGCAGGAAUCGAGGGCCCAGGCAACCACAACAAGCUCGUCAAGCCUGAUGACAGGCUCCUUCUCCUCCAGCAUCGUGAAAGCCGUCGGCGACUUACGAUCCGUUAUCAACGCUCACCCCUCAAAGGCAUACAACCCCGGUCAACAGCUCCAUUCUCUCGCAG